Molecule: messenger RNA, 6083 nt
Organism: Oncorhynchus nerka (sockeye salmon)
Lineage: Eukaryota; Metazoa; Chordata; Actinopteri; Salmoniformes; Salmonidae
Product: glucocorticoid-induced transcript 1 protein-like
Exons: 8
Coding region: 427-2025 (532 amino acids)
Biological process (GO): podocyte development
Cellular component (GO): cytoplasm
Source: RefSeq, a predicted model, not a curated record
GACAGAGGAGGAACACAGGAAAGGUGUUGCAAGACAGACAACAUUGAGACAAAACUAGUUAGCUAUGUUGUGAUUGCGCUUUUAUAAGUACAGUUCGUGGUUAAAGUCGUUUUUGUUCAAUAUGAAGAUGUUUAAUUGAGUUUUUCGGGAAUCCAUACUUGUUCGAACACUUCAAAAAUGACAAGUAGCAGAAAAAGUGCGAAAAAUGUAGGUAGCUAAGCAGUUUACUCUCAACUAGACUUUUACAAAAACAAAUGUUCCAGCUAACUUUUUGGGGAAAGUUACCAACUUGCUUUCUUAUGUCACAUUUAUAUACUUGAGCUAGCCAACGAAAGUACUUUCCGGUAACUUGAGUUUUACUCAAGACUACUUUGUAUUUUUGGCAAGUUUUUCAACUGGAAGAGUUGCACUGUGGCAAUCAACAUCAUGUCGACAGCAUCAUCAGCAACCAAUUCAACCCAACAGCAGCAAAAGAGGGUCAAGCGCAGCGGUGACGGCUCUCCAACCAUCUCUCCAGCCGGCUGCAGCAACUGCAACACCACCACGAUCCGGCUGCAGCCUAUUCGUGCCACGGUGCCGUACCAGCUCUUGCGUGGUAGUCAGCACAGCCCAACCCGCUCCUGCUCCUCUUCAUUCACAAUCGCGAGCAAUACAGGACCGACAUCGACGUCCGGUUGCAACAGUCCUGGCAGUCCGACGCAGCUGCUACUUGCGAAUCCGGUUGGAAACGGCUCGGUGGAGGGCAGGCUGGUCGCAAGGCAAAGACGAUCGCCGCCGGACAGCAAGGGCUCACCCGAGCAGUGUCCGAACUCGCCUGUUUUCAAAGUAGAGCGGUCCAAACCCCAGCAGCAGGUGCGUAACUCAGGAGCCAUCCGGCGGACUUCCUCCCUGGGUACCAUCACCGGCCCCUACCUCACUGGCCAGUGGCCUCGCGACCACCAUGUGCACUACCCCUCAUGCAUGAAAGAUAAAUCCACUCAGACACCUGGAUGUUGGAGUGAAGAAGCAGGAAAGAGGAGGGGCACACACCAGCGCUCUGCUUCUUGGGGCAGCGCAGACCAGCUCAAAGAGCAGAUAGCCAAGCUCCGGCAGCAGCUGCGUGGCGGUAGUAAGCAGCAGCAGGGAGGUCGUCAGUCUCAGUGUCAAAGAGACAAAGACGGCUCAUCUCCUUUACAGGGACCUAUCAACACCAUCAUCAACACCACAUCCGACCAAGCACAGUGGUCCUGCAUGUCUAAGUCGUCCCCGAUGUCCAACAUGACGGUGCCCAAGUCCUCCAUCACCAGAGUACCCAGCAGCAUGGAGGGAAUCAACCACGAGCUGGAGAAGGUCUUCAUCAGAGACAACAACGGAGAGAAGGAGGAGCUCAAGGUGUUGGAGGUACCAGACGGGCGGCGAGCCCCCUUCCCCCCCCAGCAGCGCAGCAGCAGUACCCGUAGUGUGGACACACAGAACCCCUCUGCCCCCGGCCGCUCCAGCAGUAGUUCCAGCCUAUCCCCCUGUCCCUCUCCUGCCUGCCCCCCGGGAUCCGGCUCACACGGGGGCAGCCCUUACUCCACCGACGAUCUGCUCUACGACAGGGAUAAAGACAGUGGCAGUAGCUCUCCCCUGCCAAAGUUUGCCUCGUCUCCUAAACCCAACAACAGCUAUAUGUUCAAGAGAGAACCCCCAGAGGGCUGUGAGAAGAUCAAGGUGUUUGAGGAAAUGAGCUCCAGGCAGUCAGCGUCCGUCCCGCUCUUCUCCUGCCCCGACAAGAACAAGGUCAACUUCAUCUCCACCGGCUCCGCCUUCUGCCCUGUCAGACUGACCCCCGGCGCCCUGCACCUCUCUGUGACCUCUCACCCCGACGACGACCCCGAGGCCGGCCCCAGCUCAAUGAUAUCAGCAUUCUGCCGCGUCCUCCCCACUCAGGUCCACACCUCCACCAGCACAGACGACGCUCCCACCCCCGAGGAGGCUGCCACUCCAACGCCCACCUCGCCACAAGAGACUGACCCCCAGACAGACUGCCUGGCCAUCAGCUAGACAUGGGCAGAGCUGGCCUCUGACACGUGGUUCUGGUUCUUCUUCUUCUGAAUAAUAUGAUUAUUACGCCCCCAGUAUCAUCAGCAUCACUGAAGUCCUGUCUCUUUUGCUAAAGGACCUCCUCUUCUCUCAGUCUCUGCUGAACUCUAAACACUCUGCAUGGCGUAGCAUUAGCAACAUGUCCCAGGCGGCAACAACAACAACAAACGGAGAAAACAAAGACAAGUCUACCACAUGUUCCUAGCGUAUUCCUAAGGCACUGUUCCUGUCAGGGAUAGACAUGAUGAUCUUUAACAGCAUGUAAAACCUAGAGAUGCUGGAUGAUGUCAUUGGGUGGAUAGGAAGAAAAUUACAUUUACAUUUAAGUCAUUUAGCAGACGCUCUUAUCCAGAGCGACUUACAAAUUGGUGCAUUCACCUUAUGACAAAAUGAGACACUUUGGAUGGGGGGGCAUGCAUUUUAAACCAGUAGUGUGUUUAAGAUUAAAGACAUGCUCCUGUACUUUGGAGACUAAGAAAGUCAUUUUUUUGAACUGGUUGUGUCAAUGUGUGGUUCAUACAUAUUCAUAGUCUAUAAUCAGAAUUACUGUCUAAACUCAAUUAGCCUUGAAAUCCCUAGUUUGAAAGCGACUCUUUUCUUGAAGCUUUGCAGCUACAUUUUCUCUUAUUUCCCCCCACUUGGGCCAGCCCCAUAGCGAUUAGAGUUCUAGCCAAUGAGCUUCAGCACCUCACAUUUCAACCACGUUAUCCAAUGAGGUUGAAAGGUGGGCAUAACUGCUGACUGAGUGACGCACACCGAGAGUGAGUGAGUGACGCACACCGAGAGUGAGUGAGUGACGCACACCGAGAGAGUGUGUGUGUGUGUGUGACACCUCCAAUUUGUCUGCACUAAACACACACACACCUAUUGUACUAGAAUGUACUUGUUCAAUGAAUAGGAAUAUUUAUACACUGCUCAAAAAAAUAAAGGGAACACUAAAAUAACACAUCCUAGAUCUGAAUGAAUGAAAUAUUCUUAUUAAAUACUUUUUUCUUUACAUAGUUGAAUGUACUGACAACAAAAUCACAAAAAUGAUCAAUAGAAAUCAAAUGUAUCAACCCAUGGAGGUCUAGAUUUGGAGUCACACUCAAAAUUAAAGUGGAAAACAACACUACAGGCUGAUCCAACUUUGAUGUAAUGUCCUUAAAACAAGUCAAAAUGAGGCUCAGUAGUGUGUGUGGCCUCCACGUGCCUGUAUGACCACCCUACAACGCCUGGGAAUUCUCCUGAUGAGGUGGCGGAUGGUCUCCUGAGGGAUUUCCUCCCAGACCUGGACUAAAGCAUCCGCCAACUCCUGUGGUGCAACGUGGCGUUGGUGGAUGGAGCGAGACAUUGGAUUCAGGUCUGGGGAAUGGGCGGGCCAGUCCAUAGCAUCAAUGCCUUCCUCUUGCAGGAACUGCUGACACACUCCAGCCACAUGAGGUCUAGCAUUGUCUUGCAUUAGGAGGAACCCAGGGUCAACCGCACCAGCAUAUGGUCUCACAAAGGGUCUGAGGAUCUCAUCUCGGUACCUAAUGGCAGUCAGGCUAUCUCUGGCGAGCACAUGGAGGGCUGUGCGGCCCCCCAAAGAAAUGCCACCCCACACCAUGACUGACCCACCUCCAAACCGGUCAUGCUGGAGGAUGUUGCAGGCAGCAGAACGUUCUCCACGGCGUCUCCAGACUCUGUCACAUCUGUCAUGUGCUCAGUGUGAACCUGCUUUCAUCUGUAAAGAGCACAGGGUGCCAGUGGCGAAUUUGCCAAUCUUGGUGUUCUCUGGCAAAUGCCAAACGUCCUGCACGGUGUUGGGCUGUAAGCACAACCCCCACCUGUGGACGUCGGGCCCUCAUACCACCCUCAUGGAGUCGGUUUCUGACCGUUUGAGCAGACACAUGCACAUUUGUGGCCUGCUGGAGGUCAUUUUGCAGGGCUCUGGCAGUGCUCCCCCUGCUCCUCCUUGCACAAAUGCGGAGGUAGCGGUCCUGCAGCUGGGUUGUUGCCCUCCUACGGCCUCCUCCACAUCUCCUGAUGUACUGGCCUGUCUUCUGGUAGCGCCUCCAUGCUCUGGACACUACGCUGACAGACACAGUAAACCUUGCCACAGCUCGCAUUGAUGUGCCCUCCUGGAUGAGCUGCACUACCUGAGCCACUUCUAUGGGUUGUAGGCUCCGUCUCAUGCUACCACUAGAGUGAAAGCACCGCCAGCAUUCAAAAGUGACCAAAACAUCAGCCAGGAAGCAUAGGAACUGAGAAGUGGUCUGUGGUCACCACCUGCAGAACCCCUCCUUUAUUGGGGGUGUCUUGCUAAUUGCCUAUAAUUUCCACCUGUUGUCUAAUCCAUUUGCACAACAGCAUGUGAAAUGUAUUGUCAAUCAGUGUUGCUUCCUAAGUGGACAGUUUGAUUUCACAGAAGUGUGAUUGACUUGGACUUAUAUUGUGUUGUUUAAGUGUUCCCUUUAUUUUUUUUGAGCAGUGUGUAUAUAUAUAUAUAUAUAUAUAACAGAAAAAAUGUUAGCCGUUAUCCUGUUUAUCUCACUCUUAACAACUUAUUAGUUUGUAGUUACUGUAUUUCUGACUGCUAUUCCUUUUGCAACAUGAAAUCACUAUCAGGUGGCAUGUGGAACAUUCAGGGCCUAAACUCAAAAUAUCCAAACACAAUAUUACACAUUAUAUAGCUUAUGGAAAGAAAAAAUCCACGCUUGUUUCAAUUGAAAAUUGUCUGCUGUGUUUUGUUAUGUAGAGUAUCAGAGAAAUUCAGGUCCUUUGAAACAUGCAACGCAAAACCAGAAAAGAAUCAUCAGAAAGGGGGGAAAAAGACAUGGACAUAAAGAAAGUGUCCAUUGCGUCUGUCCUUCAGGUAUAUAUCACAAACGGAGUCUAAACUCAGGUCAUUUGGAAUGUAUGCCCAUAUUCCAUGACACAGAUUGGCUCUGACUGCAUUUCCUCCUUGAAACCGAACAGAUCACUCUAUUUCCUUUGCUUUUUCUCAUUCCAGAUUCCAUUCCAGAAAUUCAGCACAUUUUAUUCCCCCUAGACAUUCCGUGGCAUUAUGAUGUGCUGUCCCAAGACUUGACCUGUUCUUGGCUGACAGCAGAGGGCAGAGGUUAAAGGUUGACUGUUGUUAGGUGUCUCGGUUGCAAUAAUGAGUGACUAGCAACAAACCAGGCCCACUGUGAGAGAUAACGGCUGUGCUUGUUGAGACGAGUUCUGACAUGUUUGAGGGAAGUCUAUAACGGCUAUGACUGUCAACGCCUGACGAUCCUGUGUGGUCGUCGGGUCCUCUGCUGCCGUCGUGCUGUGGUCAAGGUCAGGUAGCAACUUCAGGUCAGUCUGUGUUGACUGGUCCUAGUCAAGUCCUGGCCUGCAGUAACAUCACAUAUAAGAAGACCAUGAAGCGAGAAGCAGCAUAUGAUUGGUUACAUUCCGGUGAUAUCCAGUCUGAUGUGUUUACAUAUUACAUAGACAACAUAACUAUGCUUGACUAUUGAUUCAUAAGACAUUCCAUUAGAUUUGAGCUGGUUUUCGGGGUCAAGAAGGCUCAUCAAGUCAUGUCCAAACGUUCAUCUUUAUGCCCUCAGGUUUGAAUAGAGAGGAGCUAGUUGGUUUAUUUCAUCUGCAGAAUUGGUCGAUGUUUCGUGUUUGGAUUUCAAAGAAAAUGGGUAAACUGUCCUUUCCAGUCCAUGUCUUUCUGAACUGAAAUGCUUUACAAUGUCAUGUAAUUAUUGGCAUCAUCCUCAUCAAUGUAGAGCCAGAUUCACACUAUAGGGCUGACCCGUCUUGUGCUGGCUAGGAUAUUUUAUUUUCCAGUAACUAUGAUUGAUGCGUAACCAGGCCAGCGCAGCUCUGCCCAGUUUGGCUCAGUAGUGUGAAAAGCCUAACAGUGUGUUGAGAACCAGCACUGAGUAUCAUGUCAUCAGAGCACAUAGCUUUUGGCUAGCAGGUCAUCAGUGUUCAUCAGCUCAUCCAAUCAGCUUGCUCCUUAUUGGACCUGUGGGGUCAAAGGUCAUACACAAACACAAUAAAAGGAUUGGUGAUGCUGA